AUGAUGGGGUCACUCUCUUCAAAUGCGGAGGCUGUCAAGCAUCGUAUUACUGUCAAAGAGUGUCAAAAGGCAGCAUGGCCACGUCACAAGCCAACAUGCCAAGGCAUCCGUGGCCUCAAAUCUGUGGCCACCUCUUCUAUCAACGAUCGUCACAACAUGCUACGUGCAUACUGCAUGAAGCAACGCCCGCUAAUGAUGUGCUACGGCAUACUGGGUCUAGAUUUGCAUCGAAACAUCGAAAGAUGGGAGAACGAGGUGUUUCAUAUUUUAGUCCGUCCAUCGCCUGGAGCAUCGUUGCUGCGCCCAGAAAAGGCAUUCCUUGCGAUUGACGCAAAGCCCCGACGUAUGGACGAGCUCGGAGGAGCACAUGAAUUGGGAUUUCGACUGGAGUUGGAGAAGCUGAAGGCUGAAGUGAAGCGAGAUAAGCAACUGUGCGGAAUGGUGGUCAUAACAACAGACGUUGAGAGCAUGAUAUCCAUAACCUGGCCAAUUGCGUUCACUCACGCUCUGCCUUCGACCCCUCCAGGCCUCGAUAUGGACGAUUGGAGAGAACCGUUGAUUACCAAGUUGAACUAUGGCAUGGUAUUCAAUGGUUGA
Psilocybe cubensis is the source of this 597-nucleotide messenger RNA. RefSeq lists its product as uncharacterized. Bases 1 to 597 code for a protein of 198 amino acids. The transcript has 2 exons. The record is from RefSeq and is a predicted model, not a curated record. NCBI's taxonomy places the organism in Eukaryota, Fungi, Basidiomycota, Agaricomycetes, Agaricales, Agrocybaceae.